This is a messenger RNA of Racocetra fulgida, 324 nucleotides long. The record is from the annotation of a GenBank genome assembly. Lineage: Eukaryota; Fungi; Glomeromycota; Glomeromycetes; Diversisporales; Gigasporaceae.
AAUGCAAACAUUCAAAGUGCAUCCGUUAAUGCCAUUACAGUUCUUAUGCGUGCCAAAAUAAAACUUCCGAUGAAUUUAAACAAUAUUCGUGUCCCAGGGGCAGAUUUGAGCAAUGGAGUUUUUAAUAAUUCACAACUAGUAAGAGCUAAUUUAAACAAUGUAAAUUUUCAAAAUGCAAAACUUCGAAAUGUGAAUCUCGAGGGUGCGUCCCUUCAAAAUGUGAAUCUCAAGGGUGCAGAUCUCACUGGUGCAAAUCUUCGGUAUUCAAAUCUUCAAGGUGCUGAUUUUCAUGAAUCUUAUCUCAAAAAUGUAAAUUUUGAAGGC